Peromyscus maniculatus bairdii (prairie deer mouse) is the source of this 783-nucleotide messenger RNA. It is a transcript of the gene Pigy, whose product is annotated as phosphatidylinositol glycan anchor biosynthesis class Y. Lineage: Eukaryota; Metazoa; Chordata; Mammalia; Rodentia; Cricetidae. Gene Ontology annotation, biological process: GPI anchor biosynthetic process. Gene Ontology annotation, cellular component: glycosylphosphatidylinositol-N-acetylglucosaminyltransferase (GPI-GnT) complex. The record is from RefSeq and is a predicted model, not a curated record.
GAGCAGGCGCGGGUGGUUCGCUCGCGGGAUCUGGGCUUCUCGCCCCGCCCCCUGCAGGGAUUUGACUGCCCCGCCUCCGCGGACCGGCGACCGUCACGGCUGGGCGCCACCGGGACCGGGGACCCUGCAGGCCCCGAAUGUUAAGAAUCCUUUACGGGGGACACGUGUGUUGUCUGCGGUCGCUGCUAACUGCUGCAUGUGACAGUGGAUCGGAUCAGAACCAGGCUGAAGAGCCCGCGCCUCCGGCCUGGGGCCGCAGGGCUUCUUGUGACCUCGGGAAGCAUGGCCGCGUGCCUGGAUGAAUGAGGAGUUGGGACGAAGGGAAGAUCAGACGGGAGCGGACUAGCACAGGAGCAGAACUUUUCAAAGAACCGAGUUUUUGACACUGUCUACCUUCUAAGGGAGGAGGAUGUUCCCGUCUCUGCCCACCCUGACUGUCCUCAUCCCGCUAGUCUCACUGGCAGGCCUGUUCUACUCGGCCUCUGUGGAGGAAGGCUUCCCCCAGGGCUGCACCAGCGCCAGCAGCCUGUGUUUCUACAGCCUGCUCCUGCCGGUCACCGUGCCGGUGUACGUCUUCUUCCACCUGUGGACCUGGAUGGGGCUGAAGCUCUUCAGACAUAAUUAGUGCAGCGUGGGCCCCUCUCGUGGGGACCUGCGUGAUGAGUCGCCCUGGCGGCGGGAGCGUCCUGGUCGUUGGGUUCUGCCCUCUGGAGUUGCAGAUUCUGAUGUCAGUGCGGUGGCAGAAUAACACGUUCAUUAAAAUGUCUUGAGGGAGGAACACCA